GACGUCGAGUUCAGUUAAGCUUCAUUGUCAAUUGGAAAUUGUAAAUGCAAGGGAUAGUAAUGAUUGGUUGCGGCCGUUACGAGAACCGCUGGCUCCUAAGGAAGCGUCUGCUUAGUUAACAGUUUAUACGAACGACAGAGAAUAAGUUUGUGUUUAUCUUGAGUUAAAGACAACGUGAAUCUGAUUCAACAGAUGAAAAUUGUAUAAAUUGUAUAAGGAGCGGAUCGAUCGUUCGUCAUGAAUAGAAAUUGACAUACGACGCCGAAGGUGCUCCUCGUAAUGUCCAUAAUUUAACCCCUUAACGUACAAAAUUUUCUUCCGUUUACCGAUAGAAAAUGAGUAAAUCUUUUUAUAAUCAAAAUGAGUGUAAUAUAUUUUUUAUAAGAUAUAUAUUUUCUUAUGAGAUAUCGUAGCUUGAAUCCGUAAAGAUCAAUGACUAAAAUAAGCAAUUUGGCAAACGACGGACGUAUCGGGUAUGCCCGUAUAUGUCACGGCCGUGUGCUUUAAGUAAUUAAAGAUCUUUUUAAAAUUGUUAGAAUGGCUAUUAUCAGUUUAAUAAUUAUUCUGAUUGCAUGCUUUUUCAAACUUGUCCUCCUCUCUAAUGGAUCGCCAACUCUUCUCUUUGUCACACAAAAAGAUAUUAGAAUGGCCAAUGCCUCUCGUACUAAUAAAGUAACUACUAUUAUAAAAGAUCUGUCUGAAGGUGCAGCAUUAGAUUUUUAUUUUGAACAUGAACUAGUGUGUUGGUCUGAUAGUGGUUUAGAAAUAAUUCAGUGCAUUCAAACAAAUGGCACCCAUACUGGCGAAAAAACAAUUGUAGUAAAUUCCAGUUUAAUUUCUCCUGAUGGUUUGGCUUGUGACUGGUACACAGGAAAAUUAUAUUGGACAGAUGGAGAAAAAAAUAGAAUAGAAGUAACCAGUAUUGAUGGACGUCACAGAAAAGUCCUUUUUUGGACAGACAUUUAUCAGCCAAGAGCUAUUGCUCUUGUACCAAUGAAAAGUAUAUUAUUUUGGACUGAUUGGGGUGAUGUACCUAAAAUAGAAAGAGCUGCAAUGAAUGGAGAUCCAUCAACGAGAGAAGUGAUAAUUUCUGAUGAUAUAUUUUGGCCGAAUGGUUUAACAGUGGAUUAUGAAAAUGAAUUGGUUUAUUGGGUAGACGGAAGGCUUAAAUUUAUUGCAGUGAUGGAUUAUUAUGGAAAAAAUAGAAGAAAAGUCAUAGAAAAAGGGUUAGAUUAUCCAUUUGCAGUGACAUUUUUUGAUCACAAAUUAUAUUGGACUGAUUGGAAAACAUGGUGCGUACAUUCAUACGAUGUUCGUCAAACUCAAGCACUUCCUAGAGAAUUAUUACAUGGAGAAUAUAUACCUGGUGACAUAGAAGUUUGGGAUGUUAGAAGACAACCGUAUGGGAGUCAUCCUUGUGAAAAAAAUAAUGGAAAUUGUUCACAUUUGUGUCUUUUAAGUAUGACAGAACCUGGAUAUAGCUGUGCAUGUCCUACAGGUGUGAAAUUAGUGGAUAAUUUGACUUGUGCAGAAGGACCAGAAGAAUUGUUAUUAAUAGUUCAAAGAAAUGAAAUCUGUCGGAUUUCUUUAGAUUCACCAGAUUAUACUAAUUUUGUAUUACCAUUAACAGGAAUCAAACACGCGAUAGCAAUAGACUUUGAUCCUGUGCAAGAAAUGCUUUACUGGACAGAUGAAGAAGCUCGUGCAAUUCGUAGAGCUUCACUUGAUGGUUCCAAUCAAGAAAAUAUUAUAAUAACAGAAGUGGAAAAUCCUGAUGGAAUAGCUGUUGACUGGUUAGCACGAAAUCUUUAUUGGACUGACACGGGAACAGAUCGAAUUGAAGUAGCCCGGUUAAAUGGUACAAGUAGAAAAGUAUUAAUAAAUGAAGAUUUAAUUGAACCCAGAGCAAUUGCUUUAGCUCCAGAAUUAGGUUGGAUGUUUUGGACAGAUUGGAAUGAAAAACGUCCAAAAAUAGAGCGAAGUAAUCUGGAUGGUACUGAACGUAUUCUUUUAGUAAAUAAGGAUAUUGUUUGGCCAAAUGGAAUUGCUCUAGAUCUUGCACGAUGGAAAAUAUAUUGGUGCGAUGCAAAAACAGAUAAGAUUGAAGUGUGUAACAUGGAUGGUACAGAUAGAAGAGAAGUAAUUACAGAUAAUCUUCCACAUCUUUUUGGAUUAAGUUUAUUAGGAGACUAUCUAUAUUGGACUGACUGGCAAAGACGAAGUGUGGAUAGAGCACAUAAACUCACAGGUGGUGAAAGAGAAGUUAUUGUUGAUCAAGUUCCAAAUGUCAUGGGUUUAAAAGCAGUGCAUUUAGGAAAAGUUAAUGGUACAAAUCCUUGCGUAAAAAGUAAUGGUGGUUGUAGUCAUUUGUGUUUAAAUCGACCAGGAAAUAAGUAUGUGUGCGCAUGUCAAAUUGGAUAUGAGUUAACUAAAGAUAAAAAGACUUGUGUCGUGCCAGAUGCAUUUAUGUUAUUUGCUAGGAAAGAAAAUAUUGGCAGAAUUAGCAUCGAAAAUGCAAAUAAUGAUAAUAUUAUUCCAUUAACUGGAGUUAAAGAUGCAAGCGCCUUGGACUUUAAUAUAGCAGACAAUCGUAUUUAUUGGACGGAUGUUAAAUUAAAAACAAUCACAAGAGCCUUCAUAAAUGGAUCUGAUAUAGAAAGAGUCGUUGAUCUUGGUUUAGAAACACCUGAAGGUUUAGCAAUUGAUUGGAUUGCUCAUAAUUUAUACUGGAGUGAUACAGGAACACGAAGAAUAGAAAUGGUUCGAUUAGAAGGUUGUAGUAGAAAAGUCCUCAUUUGGAGUAACAUUUUUGAACCUAGAUGUUUAGCUCUUGAUCCUAGCAGAGGCCAUAUAUAUUGGACAGAAUGGGGAAAUUCUAGAAGUAUAGAAAGAUCAUAUUUAGACGGCACGCAUCGUGAGAUAAUACUUUCCAAUAUUGGAAAAGCAAACGGUCUAACAAUUGACCAUUCAGCACGAAAAUUAUAUUGGGCAGAUUUAUAUACUCCAGCUAUUGAUAGCUUUGAUCUGCGUACAAGAAAGAGAGUAGCAAUUAUAACAGAAAAUAUUGUAUAUCCAUUUAGUAUUACUCAGUAUCAAGAUUACAUUUAUUGGACAGAUUGGAAUACAGGUGAAAUAGAGAAAGCUAAUAAGACUACUGGAUUAAGCAGAGUGAAGAUACAUAAUAAGUUAGAAUCUGUAACAGAUUUAUUGGUUUUCCAUGCUUCUAGACAAGCAGGAUGGAAUCCCUGUGCAUUAAAAAAUGGCAACUGCACUCAUCUUUGUAUCGCUUUACCCGGAGAUAAUGAAAGCAUGUCGAAUUCUUUCAAAUGUGGGUGUCCUACUCAUUACAAUUUAUCAGAGGAUAAUAAAACUUGCAUUGCACCAAAAAACUUUAUGAUGUAUAGUUUACGCAAUGCAAUGUUUCGCUUUCUUCCCGAUACAAAUGAUUGUCCAGAUGUAGUUCUCCGAAUACAAGGUUUGAAGCAUGUACGAUCUAUAGAAUUUGAUCCUAUAACUCAACAUAUUUAUUGGAUAGAUGGACGAACUUUAUCUAUUAGGAGAACUUUGGAAAAUAAAACACAUUCCAGUAUAAUGAUUUCUGGAAAUUCUGGACAUCCAGUGGAUCUUGCUUUAGAUUCACUGGGAAGGUUACUAUUCUGGUCAUGUGCCAUAAAUGAUGCGAUCAAUGUUACAAAACUUGACAAUGGUUCCGCUCUAGGUGUUGUAGUCAAAGGUGAUGGAGAGAAACCAAGAAAUAUUGCAAUACAUUCAGAAAAAAGAUUACUUUUUUGGACAGAUAUUGGAAGAAAAAUGAGAGUAAUGCGCAGUAAAAUGGAUGGAAAGGAGAGAAUUGUAAUAGCGACUGAUCUAGAACAACCAACAAGUAUUGCGGUAGAUGCAAUUUCAAGCAUUGUAUAUUGGGCACAUGGAAAUCAGAUUGAAUGUGCAGAUUUUGAUGGGAACAAUAGAAGAAUUCUGGUUUCUCCCGUUGGACAAGGCUCAACUGUUUAUUUGUCUAUCUUUUUUGAUUUUAUUUAUUGGUUUGAUAGGGAAACAUCAAGUUUAGAGCGUAUUAAUAAAUCUGGAAAUGGAAGAAAAACAAUCAUGAAUAAAGUACUUACAGAUUUAAUUGCAAUAAAUACUCCACAAGAUGAUGUAAUGAAAACACAUAUUUGUAGUCCUUUUCGGGAGUAUGGAGGAUGCUCACAUUUUUGUAUAGGAAUCACUUCUUCUAGAUGUUCCUGUCCAAAAUCUUUGGUUUUAUCUGAAGAUGAAAAAACUUGUAGAGCUGCGCCAGCCUGUGGAACGGAUCAUUUUACUUGUGCUGCACCUAGUUCUGCAGUAACAAAAGAUUGUAUACCUGCUACAUGGAAAUGCGAUGGCCAAACCGACUGUCCUGAUGGAAGUGAUGAAUUAGGUUGUCCAGCUUGUAGUCGUGAACAAUUUAAAUGUCAAAGUGGCCAUUGCAUUGACAUGUCCUGGGUGUGCGAUGGAACAGCUCAAUGCCAUGAUGGCCUAGACGAAGCUCAUUGUUGCCGUCCAGGUCAAUUUCAGUGUAUUGGAAGUGGUGUUUGUAUUUCUGGUUCAGCGCUUUGUGAUGGUUGGGACGACUGUGCCGACGGAAGCGAUGAACUUGCAUCUGCGUGUACACCUGCAAACAAUCCUCGACAAGAAAAUAAUUCAUUAGAAUCUGGAAAAAUCACUUAUGUUAUUAUUGUACCUAUUGGACUGAUUGCAACAGUUGCUACAAUUGCUUUCGGAUUUUAUUAUUGUAGAAGAAAAUUCAUAAACAAUGAAGAAUUGCCUGAUAUUUUACAUGAUUCAGCUGGAGAUCCAUUAUCACCCAAACCAGUAAGAUUAGCAAAACCAAUGUUCGCGCAAAAAAAUUGUAGAAAAGAUUUGAAAAUUGGAAUGGAAACUGUAAGAAUGUCAAUGUUAAAUGGAAGCAGCAUAGGAUCAAGUUACGACCGCAGUCAUAUAACCGGAGCUUCCAGUUCAACUCGAGGUAGUUCCACAGGAGGUUACCCACAAGAAACAUUGAAUCCUCCUCCGAGUCCGGCAACAACAGCCAAUUCUACUAGAUGCUCAAGCAGUAAUGCGUCUAGGUAUAAACCUUAUAGGCAUUAUAGGAGCAUAAAUCAGCCUCCGCCUCCAACUCCCUGCAGUACAGAUGUUUGCGACGAAUCAGACAGCAAUUACCCAGCAAGAUAUAGAUAUGAAAGUGAACCCUAUCCUCCACCUCCUACUCCAAGAUCUGUUUACCAAAGUGAUGCUGCAAUUAGUUGUCCUCCCUCUCCUAGUUCACGAUCUUCUACGUAUUUUAGUCCACUUCCUCCACCUCCUUCCCCUGUUCCUUGAAUAUAUUAAAAAUUGUUUAUAUUCUAUUUUUUGAAGAAUGAGAUCUUUUGGUAAGUCUUUAGAAAUAAUUUAAAAAUGAAAAUUUAUUUUAUUAAAACGUUUAUAUUUUAUAAGUGGACAAGUAAAAACAUUAUUUUUAAAAUAUUCGAAAUCGAAGAAAGUAAAUGUUAAGCAAUUCUUAUUUAUUUAUAUUAAUAAGUAAAAUAAUAUAAGACAAAAAUUUUAUCAUUUUGUAGUUAAAUUUCAUUCAUUAAAUUUUACUUGACACCUUCCUUUAAAAAAGAUUUUCGAGGAAAGCUAUCUUUUUGCAACAUUAUUAAAUUUGUUUGAAGUGUUACUUAUAUUUGAAUAGGUUUUUUUUUAUUUCUGUAAAAAAUUUAUACCAUCGUGCCUCUUAACUUUGUAACGUAUUUGUAAGGAAUCUAAUCGUAAAAUGUAAAUAUUGUAACAAUGUAUAAAAGUUGUAUAUGAUUUUUAACAUUCGAGAUCCAAGUUGUUUUGCAAAAAAGGUUUUUUUUUAAGUACGUAUAUAUUUAUAGUGUAUAAGAAGUUAGUUGAGUAAUUUUCAUAUUUACAAUCAAGACAUAUCAAACUCUAUAUUACAAAUUAAAAAUAGAUAGAACAAUUGAAAAUUAUUUCUAAUGAGAAUAAAAUCAAAAUAAGCAAUGACAUAUGAUAAUUGAAUAAUCUAAGAACAUUUAAAAUGUGUAUUUAUAGAAAAAAAACAUUUUUUAAUUUUUACUGUGAAAAUGAGAAGUACUUCUUGCAUUUAUUUGCAUUUUUAUGUAACGGCUCUACCGUGAAAGUGAAAAUUACUAAAUGUGUAUUUAUAUAUUUACAUUUUCUAUAUAAUAGUUAAUCAACAUAUGAAAAUUAGUAUGUUACAAUUUUUAAAUAAUGAUAUAAAGUAAUGCUGUUCCUCCAGUUUAUAAUCGGACUGUGCCAUACAACAUUUAGGAUAUUUAGUAAAUGAAAUUCAAAAUUAUUGUAUAUAUAAAAUGUACAAUGUGUCGUGUGGAAAUGAUUUUUACCUCGCACUGCCAUUACACAAGCCUUGAAAAAAUACAUUCUAUUAAAUUAUCAUUCUUGUUUGGCAUCAAAGACUGAAAUAAUUCUUCUAUAUUUUUUUUACAUUUACGACAAAAAUGUGUAUUAUCCUAUGUAUGUAGCAUAAUUGUAUAAAAGAAUAAAACUUUUGUUACAUAUUUUAUAUGAUACUUAUUACUUUAUGAUAAAAUAAUUUAAAAAUUAUGCAUUUUAACAAUAAUUAAGAAAUAUAUUAUUAAUUGUAAGCUUUAGUUUUAAUCAAUUGCCUCGUAUUUUCUUGUAACUACCAUUUAUUUUUUCUAUUUAGGUACAAAAACGUACGUAAGUGUAAUUUAACAUAUAUUUUUAUUAAAAUUUAUUCACUAUUUACACACACAAUAUUUGUGUACAAUCGAAAGAUGUAAAAAUAUUAAUAAAAACAUCAAAUAGAAUACUAUAUAUACUAAUUCACUAUACAGACGCACUAUUUACAUUAGUCGUUUUUUACUUCUAUCUAUUUUACAGAUUUUACAGGCUGACGCGCGCCACAGCUAUAAAAGAUUCUUAAAAUCAUAUUCGUCUCUUUCUGUUUUUAUACAAAUAUACAUAUGCUCAGAUUUCUCUGCUAACAUAAAUAAUUGUUCCUCAGGCAGGUACGGUUUAUUCUUGACGGCAGGAAGAAUUUAUUUCAAAAUAUUUAUACCUUCAACAUUAAUGAAUUAAUCAAAUCAAAUUUAUAAACUAUAAAGAGCCAAAUUCAGGCAAUAAGAAGUUUAAGUUUAGGAGAAAAGAGACUUUAAAAUUUAUUGUGCACCCUGUUUAAAAUGGUAAAUUAUUAUUAUUAUACUUUUCAAGCUGUACAAUGUCUAAUUAUGUCUAUUAUAAAAUACGUGUUUUUAAGAGUUUUUACAAGUUCUUAAACAAGUUAUUGCAAGUCCUUAAUACAUUCAGUAUUUAUUAGAAGAAAGGAAAUAUAAUUUCUUUCCGUUUGUAUUAGUGAACUAAUAAAACUUGAUACAGAUUGUAUAAAUACUUCAAAAACAUUUUAUAUACAACAUUUAGAAGUUGUUUUAAUUAAUUAUUAAUUCCAAUAAAAUACAAAAAUCUUAUAUGUAUAUUCGAUGAAAGGAUAAUAUCUCAUUGUAAAGAGAUUAAAUGAUAUUUCAAAAUAUAUGUAUUCUGGUAAUAAUUCUGUAUUGUUUAAUACUGCUCAUAUUUUAGCAUAUUAUGUUAAUUAAAAAUGGAAUUGGAAAAUGAAAUGUUUGAUAAACGCCUGAGAUAUCUUUGUUCAAAUAUUUGAAAAGUUGUAUUAAAUCUACUACAAAUCUAACAUUAAUGUAACAGAAUUUUAAGAUACCACAGAGAAAUAGUUACUAAUAAAAUAAAACAUAAAAAUGAAAUGCGUAAGAAAUUAUAAAAAAAGCUUCUUUUUUAGAUUGAUAAAUAAAUAUGGAUGUAAGAGUCUCAGUUAAGUAUUUUAUCAAUAUAUAAUAUCCCUGCCGUCAAAGAAAUUGAUUGUAUUCUUGUUCAAAGAAAAAUUUCUCAUUUUGAACAGUUAACAAUCGAUUAAAAAAUUAAUCAAUAGUCAAUAGCAACAAAUUAUUGUUUUAGAAUCUUUCUUAACAAAAGGGGAGGGGGGUACUUAAAAUUUUGGCGCGCGCAUUUACCUCGAUUUAAAUCCUCCUUUGAAAAUAUUUUCUCCUUUCUCAACUGUAAGAUAUUUUAAUGUAAGGUACAAGUACAAACAAGGAUCAAAAUCUUAAAUGCUUAAUUUUUUAAAUCUUUCU
Messenger RNA from Bombus pyrosoma, 8171 nucleotides. It is a transcript of the gene arr, whose product is annotated as low-density lipoprotein receptor-related protein 6. Gene Ontology annotation, molecular function: protein binding. The record is from RefSeq and is a predicted model, not a curated record. Lineage: Eukaryota; Metazoa; Arthropoda; Insecta; Hymenoptera; Apidae. The transcript has 10 exons. Bases 538 to 5358 code for a protein of 1606 amino acids.